Molecule: messenger RNA, 6235 nt
Organism: Lemur catta (Ring-tailed lemur)
Lineage: Eukaryota; Metazoa; Chordata; Mammalia; Primates; Lemuridae
Gene: LIMD1
Product: LIM domain containing 1
Exons: 8
Coding region: 645-2675 (676 amino acids)
Biological process (GO): negative regulation of hippo signaling; cytoskeleton organization; regulation of DNA-templated transcription
Cellular component (GO): transcription regulator complex; P-body; adherens junction
Molecular function (GO): transcription corepressor activity
Source: RefSeq, a predicted model, not a curated record
CGCCGCCGCCAUCGGACAAUGGGCCGCCUGCCCCGGCUGCCGUGAACUUCCCGCCGCGGCCCGGCCACCCUUGCGCCCCGGACGGCGCUCCCGCCCGCGCCGGCCAGGAUCACAGCUUUGGGGGGCGCUGGAGGAAGCAGCGGGGCGACCGAGCGCCCGGGACGUGCCUGCGGCUCCGGGCUCCGCGCCGCCUUCGCUCCGGCCACGUCCGGCCCGCUGCCUCCGAACUCCCCCGGCCCGGCCAGCUUCGCCCCGGCCCCAGUCCUGUGGCUGCUGCUUUGUGGAUUUCUGAGUUUGGUUGCUUAAAGAGGAUGUAAUUUUUCUUUUCUUCUUUGCCUUUUUCUUUUUCCUUUUAUGAUUUGAAAACUAGAAAAGAACUCCGAGGAGCAGGCCGGGGACAGCAAAACGCCGCCAGCAGCCCCCCAGGGAAAGGGAGUUGGAAGCAGACUUGGUCCAGCUGGCCCGGAGGCCUCAACUUCUGCUGGACUCCAGGUUCUGGGGUCAUGACCCUCACACUGGGCAGGUGGAAGUCCUUACCUGUCCACGGCUGGACUUGAGCCCCCACCCUUCGCCAGCAUCUCCCCGCCAACCGCCCCCACACUCUCACCUAGCACCUGGGCUGGGCCCGGACACCUGUCAGCGACAUGGAUAAAUAUGACGACCUGGGCCUGGAGGCCAGUAAAUUCAUCGAGGACCUGAACAUGUAUGAGGCCUCCAAGGAUGGGCUCUUUCGAGUGGACAAGGGCGCAGGCAACAACCCCGAGUUUGAGGAAACACGGAGGGUGUUCGCCACCAAGAUGGCCAAAAUCCACCUCCAGCAGCAGCAACAGCUCCUGCAAGAGGAGACCCUGCCCAGGGGGAGCAGAGGCCCUGUCAACUGUGGGGGCCGCCUAGGCCCACAGGCCCACCGGGAAGCAGGUGUGGGCAGCAAGCUGACCAUGGAUGGUGCUGCCAAGCCCCCUCUUGCUGCCUCAACAGGGGCGCCUGGGGCAGCCACCACCAUCGCCCCUGGGCAGCCCUCGUACCCAGCCCAGGAGCAUAGGGCCAGGCCAUAUGUCCAUGGCUCAAGACACCCCAACCAGGACUGUGGUUCCAGGGAGAGCCCAGCGAGUCCUGAGAUGUCUGCUUUCCACCAGCCAGGCCUCUGCGAGGAUCCUUCCUGCCUCACUCAUGGAGAUUAUUACGACAACCUCUCCUUGCCAAGCCCAAAGUGGGGCGACAAAUCAGGAGUAUCCCCCAGCAUCAGCCUGGGUGUAGGGAGUGGGUGGUCUGGCCCUCCAAGGAGUGACCCACCACUACCCAAACCCUGCAGGGACCAUCAUCUGUACCAGCCGCAGCUCUCCUUGAGCUCCAGCAGGUCUUUUGAGGGUGGCCUCAGUGGUCAGGAUAGUGGCAUUGGUGGCCGCAGCAGUGAGAAGACAGCAGGUCUUUGGUCCACUGCCUCCUCUCAGCGGGUGAGCCCUGGCCUUCCUUCUCCAGGAUUGGAGAAUGGGGCCCCAGCCCUGGGACCCACUCAGCCCAGGACCCCUUCUAUUUCAGCACCCCCGGCCCUGAGCUGCCCCAGUCAAGGAGCUCUUCCAAGAACAAAUUCGGAGCUGGGGAUUGAGAUUUCAGGUGUGAUGUCCAAGCCCACUGUGGACCCUCAACCGUGGUUCCAGGAUGGGCCCAAGUCUUACCUUUCCAGUUCUGCCCCAUCAUCCUCGCCAGCCGGCAUGGAUAGUUCACAGCUGGGUGCAGCCCCCGGGCUGGGUCCUAAGCCUGGUUGUACAGACCUUGGCACUGGUCCCAAGCUUGGCCCCACCAGCCUUGUCCAUCCAGUGAUGUCCACCCCACCUGAGUUAUCUUGUAAAGAGGGUCCCCCAGGCUGGUGCCCUGAUGGUAACCUGGGACCUGUGCUCCUGGAGAGCCCCAGCUCCCCCAGGGUGAGGCUGCCCUGCCAGACCCUUGUUCCAGGUACUGAGCUCAGACCCUCGGCUGCCGAAUUGAAACUAGAAGCCCUCACCCAACGCCUGGAGCGAGAGAUGGAUGCUCACCCAAAGGCCGAUUACUUUGGAGCCUGUGUGAAAUGCAGCAAAGGGGUGUUUGGGGCCGGCCAGGCCUGCCAGGCCAUGGGGAACCUCUACCACGACACGUGCUUCACCUGUGCAGCCUGCAGCCGGAAGCUGAGAGGAAAAGCCUUUUACUUUGUCAACGGCAAAGUGUUCUGUGAGGAAGACUUCCUGUACUCUGGUUUCCAGCAGUCUGCUGACAGGUGUUUUCUUUGUGGACAUCUGAUUAUGGACAUGAUCUUGCAGGCCCUGGGCAAGUCCUACCACCCCGGCUGUUUCCGCUGUGUCAUCUGUAACGAGUGUUUGGAUGGGGUGCCCUUCACCGUGGACUCAGAGAACAAGAUCUACUGUGUCCGAGACUACCACAAGGUGUUGGCCCCCAAGUGUGCGGCCUGUGGGCUUCCCAUCCUUCCACCAGAGGGCUCAGACGAGACCAUCCGUGUGGUGUCCAUGGACAGAGACUACCACGUGGAGUGUUACCACUGCGAGGACUGUGGGCUGGAGCUCAACGAUGAAGACGGUCACCGCUGCUACCCCCUGGAGGACCACCUGUUCUGUCACUCCUGCCAUGUCAAGAGACUGGAGAAAGGCCCCUCAUCCGCAGCCCUUCACCAGCACCACUUCUAGCCGGAGCCACCUGCAGACCUCACGGCAGGGGGAUGAGGAGCCAGGACUGCACCCAUUACUUCCAGCGGCCCCUGGGUGGGAUUGGGGUAGGGGAAGAGGGGGGCAGGUGGCUGAGGUCCCAGGUAUAUGCGUGGAGUGCCUUUCCAUUAACCAGGGAGGUAGACACUACCUGCCUGGUAAGUAUAUCUUCCGAGUGCUUUUUUCCGUUGCCACACCUUCCUCAGUUACUCAGGAAGACGCUCCAGCAUGUAACGUGAGCUCCGGCAUGUGACUUGGGGUCCCGUCAGUGUAACCUAAGGAACUCUCCCCAGAGGGAGAGGUUUGCAUUGAGCUUGUUUCACAGUGUCCCCUGGAGAGACAGCUCAGCUGCCAGUACAUUUAACCCUUUUUCCUCCUUCAAGAAAAUACCUGUCCCCAAACACCCCAGCUUCUUCCACACACACCCACCAUGGCAUGAUUUAAGGCUUCUUUCCACCCCAGAGCUUCAGUUCUUCUGUAGAAUGGCUACAAACGUAAUUGCAUCUUGGAAGAAGGAAGCUCUAACAUGUGCUUUGUAUCCUAAGAAGAAUUUGCUUAGAAAGCCAGAGCCAAGAUUUGAAAGAAGUGAGGCAGGGUUUCCUGCUUAUAUGCUGACAGCGUUCUGUGUGCCCCUGCAAAUCCUCACUCCCGUAAAGGUAGCCAGGGCCCCGACAGAGAUUCGCCCUGUUUGAGUAAAGCAUGCCCUGGGAGAAGAGCUUGGUGCAGGCACCAGGACUCUUUUGCCCACCUAUUUGCGCUGUAUUUUUCUGGAGCUCUCAAGAGUCUGUGACUUUGGAGCUGCACAAGCCAAGUCUCACGAACCCAUGUGGAGACAUCUCUUGUGCCUGUUUUAGAUUAUUUAACGGUGGGCUUUUUCGAAGUCCUGCCCACAUGCUAAGAGAGAGAGCUCCUUAUAAACAAGGAGAGUUUGUGUGUGUGUGAGAUCUUUAAGCCAGCAUGGGAGGGAGUGCCUCGGGAUAAGUUAUUAUAUUCAUUUCAUAGGUUUCUCUCUUGCCCAGUUCUUGGCACAGGUAUUGUGUUUGAAGAAAUCAGUAUAAGGUACACUGCUUUUGUCUGUUUUUUUGUUUUGUUUUUCAGUUGUUUCCCUCCACUUUCAAUCUUCCACACACAAAAAAUACCUCACAGAUAGAGCUUCACCAAAUCACAGAUUAAGGAGGAAUUCAGCUAUCACACUGGACUCAGAUCUCUUCUUUGGUGUGUUACAAAUUGCUGGCUUCACACAGGCCAGACUCCAGCUGGUCUGGGCAGUGUGAUCUUAACUACUGCCUUAUGCAUUUCAGCAUGCUGGCUCCUUGGGGGCAGGGAGGGCUAAGGGAGGCCAGACGCCGGCAAGGUUCCAAGACCACCUCUGCACUGAAGAGGCAACAUUUGCCCUGCAAGUCACACUCCUGAGGCUGGAGGUCAGGACUCCUGGGUAUUUCAAUUAGAAGAAGCUGCAAAAACAAAGAUGGCUGCCAUUUGCUUUCUCAGCUUGUGGGGAGGGCCUCAUGGCCUGGUCACAGGAGGGCGAGGCCAUCUCACCGCUGGGGCCAUGGUGGCUGUCAUGUGCACUCUGCCUCCUCACCUUACACUUGGAGGGAGAGACUGGGUGCCGGGGGCCACAGAGGGUGGUCAGCAGAGCCCAUUGCACGUGUAAACUCAGGCUUUCCGCUAGGCCCUGCUCUACUUCUAAGCCAUGUUUUGACUUAUUUGGUAGUCAUUGCCUGUAAGAAAGAAGCACAGACUUGGCACCAUGGAAUGUCUUUGCCAUUUUUAUGAAAUUCAUUUUUGGAAUCCUUUGGCCAAAUGUCAAUUCAGCCGGGCCAUGCGCCUUCAUUGGUUCCUUUUCACAGGCUGAACCUCCUGAAAACCCGUGAACGCUGGGGCUGGGGAAUUGAACUGAGGUUGGGCCCCUCUCCUCCCCUCCAGUCAUCCAGCUCAGCUUUGGCAAGGCCUGGGGGUAAACACUGGCAGCCAGUAUGUCUUAACCUGUCUCUGCCAACCUAGGAAUGCUGGCCUUGCUGACACACUUUUGCCCUACUUUUAAGUCGGGCAGAGUGAAGAACAUUGCAUUGGAACCAUGGCCAGAAAUAGCAGGGAUUUGUUUGCAAAUUUGGGUAAUUAGUUAAAAAUCUGUGAUUAAUUUUUUUAAAUGAGAUUUUUGAGUGGCCUUGAUUGAGGUGAUUCAGAUAUGUCUGCAAAUAUGGCAUUUUAUAUGUUGAAAAGGAAAAAUAAGGGGGUUUUUCAGACAUCCUAGAAAUCCCAGCAGCAGACUUCUCUGGUUGUCUGUCCCCUGGAGAGGGCGCCAGGUAGGAAUCUCAAAUCAGUUUUGUUUCUCUCCGCCUCAGGCCCUGCCACAAAAGCCAUGUAGAGAUGUUUGCCUACCUGGUAUUUUAAAUGUCCUGUAAAUUAUUAGCCAGAUAGAACUGUAAUGGGGUUGUAUUCAUGGGCACCUAGAAGGAAAACACAAGGACUUGGUCGACUAGGAUGAAUAUGUUUAUUUUAAAAGUUAGAGCAAAUAGCCCUUCCUGAGUUUUCUGGACAAUUCUUGGACUUUUGGUAAAAUAAGUAGGAUAAUAGCCUGAUUCCAGACCCUAAAGCCAGCCUCUGUCCUUCUCCCUUGCCUCAUUUAGGUGGUGGUUGUUAUUCACCAUCUCCUGUUUUGUCUUUUUUUUUUCCUUCCCCCUAGCUUGGGACAUUCAAAAACUGCCUGGGUGGUCUGCGAAAAGCCAGUAACCCAGUUGAUCUGCUAUAGAUAAGGAUUCUUCCUGUCACUCACUCAUGUUACUCCCCCGUCUUUCACUGGUAGAGUGAUUUGUUCAUCUCCUGCCACAGAAGGGCAUCUAGUCCUACCUGGGCCAUUGCCUGCAUAUGCUGCGGGACGGGAGUGCCCAUUUCUCCACGGUUAGUGCUCUGGUGACAGCCCCUUUCAGCUGAGUCCUCUGAGCUCUUGCCAUUGAGUCCUGGGCGGCUAAUGGAAUAAUCAGGGAGUUCUGAUCACCUGCAAGCACCGCCAUUGCCUUGUUUCCUUGGACUUGAGUCACACUUACAAAAUGAAAAACAGAAAUAUUAGGACUUGAGAGAAUUAUUUGGAAUUCACACUCCUUUGCGGUCCUUUAAAGGCUGUUGUGUGCCAUUCCCACGCGUGUGAAAGUGAGGCCGUAACAACUGCCAGCCCCCUCGCAGAGAACGUGCGUGAGACUUGACCACAAACCAUUGUUGCUUGACGCACUUGUUAAAACUGUCUGCCAGGAAACCUGAUUUUUUUCUUGUGCUCUUUGCGUCAAGAAUCAGUUCUAAUUUCCCAGUUACUCUUUGAAGUAACUUUUUAAAGUAACAGAAAAAAAAUGAGUAAGAUAUAUUAGCUAUCUCUUGUUCUGAGCCAAAACUGGACAGAUGUGGGAAAUCUUCAUACCGUAUAUGAAAAUUUCACUGUACAGGGAAAUUUUCCCCUGUAUAUCUUCUUUUACUAUAAAAUUAUUCAAAGUAUUGUAACAAUAAAACUGCAUCAAUUUGUAGACUAUUAAAGUGCCCUCCAACAU